This is a messenger RNA of Drosophila pseudoobscura, 1973 nucleotides long. RefSeq names its product Neurotransmitter transporter-like (gene Ntl). The transcript has 8 exons. Gene Ontology annotation, cellular component: plasma membrane. The record is from RefSeq and is a predicted model, not a curated record. Gene Ontology annotation, biological process: sodium ion transmembrane transport. NCBI's taxonomy places the organism in Eukaryota, Metazoa, Arthropoda, Insecta, Diptera, Drosophilidae. Bases 124 to 1884 code for a protein of 586 amino acids.
GAGAAACAAAUUCAUGUUGGGCCUGUUCUCAAGUAUAAAUCUCUCACAUAUCCGAGUGGUUUACUUCAAAAUCAGAAUGAUCAAUUCAACAUAAACAUAAACAAACAGAAAAUUUAACACUGAAUGGCGAAUACCACCCCGCCACCACCGAAGAAGUCAAAGCGCAUCGAACGCGACACGAAUCGCGGCAAGUGGAAGUCCAAAACCGAGUUCAUACUCUCGCUCAUCGGCUAUGCCAUCGGCAUUGGCAAUGUUUGGCGCUUUCCAUAUCUCUGUUACCGCAGCGGCGGCGGUGCCUUCCUUGUGCCGUACUGUUUAAUGGUUCUUCUGGCUGGUAUACCGCUGUUCUAUUUGGAGGUACUCAUCGGCCAGUUCUCGGGCACGGGCUGCACGGGAAUGUUCCGCUUGACGCCGAUACUGAAGGGCACAGGGAUAGCCCAGGUCAUCGUCAACAUGUACUGUGUGUGCUACUACUCGGUUAUCCUAUCAUAUCCCAUUCGCAUGAUAUCCUACUGUUUCUACAAGACAGUUCCUUGGGUGGACUGCGACCAUUCGUGGAACACUGACAACUGUGUUAACAUAGAUGAUCUGAAAAAACAAAAUUCGUCGGACUUUGUGACAUCAGCGGACGAGUUCUUUCAUCGCGAAGUGCUUCAACUUUCAAGUGGCAUCGACGAUCUUGGCGGCAUUGUGUGGGAGCAGACCCUUAGCCUCUUUCUAUCAUGGAUUAUCAUCUAUUUAUGCGUGUCUCGAGGGAUUCAAUCGGUGGGCAAGGUUGUCUACUUUACGGCACCCUUUCCCUAUGUACUGCUUUUCAUUCUGUUCGUACGGGGCAUCACCCUGCCAGGGGCCUGGACUGGCAUCAAGUUCUACAUGUACCCCGAAUGGGACCGCCUCCUUGAUCUAAAAGUCUGGGCUGAUGCGGCCAUACAAAUGUUCUUCGGCCUCGGCCCCGGAUGGGGUGGCAUCGUCAACAUGGCCAGCUUCAGCGAUUUCCGGAACGACGCGAAGUUCGACUCCAUUCUGAUUGUCACCGUCAAUGUGUUCACCAGCAUCUUUGCCGGUUUUGUGGUGUUCUCCGUUUUGGGUUUCUUGUCAGAGAAGUCAGGCAUUCCCGUGGCUACGGUGGCCACCUCUGGUCCUGGACUGGCGUUUGUCACCUAUCCAGAGGCCAUAGCAAAGCUUCCGGUGCCACAGCUGUGGGCCAUCAUGUUCUUCUUCAUGCUCUUCCUCCUGGGUAUCGACAGUGUGUUUGUACAACUGGAAGCCAUCACCUCCUCAAUUCUGGAUGAAAUAAGGUGGUUCAGGAAUCACAAGUGGAAGCUCACGCUUGUGUGCUGCACUGUUUUCUUCCUUUGCGCGAUUAUAAUGACCACGCAUGGCGGCAUGUAUAUCCUGCAACUGUUCGACUGGUACUCCUCGGCCAUAUCCGUGAUAGCCAUCUGUCUCGUGGAGAUCAUCAUGGUGUCCUUCAUCUACGGCAUAGACAACUUCAUGCUGGAUGUGGAGUUCAUGAUGGGAAAGCGCCCCUCCAUCAUUUGGAAGAUCCUCUGGAAGUGGGUCACUCCUAUAGUUCUAGUCUUCAUUUUUUUCAUGAGCAUCAUCUUCAUACGGACCAUCAGUUACCAUGGUAAAGUCUUCCCCCAAUGGGCCAUCAUUAUUGGAUGGGCAAGUUUCGUGUCGUCCGUCAUGUGGAUACCGCUGUACGUCCUGUACAUCAUGAUCCGCAAGCGGGAGACUAUGUGCGACAGCCUCAAGAAGCGAUUGAAGCCCCUGGACUGGACCCCUGCCGAUCCGGAAGAUCGCGAAAAGUACGAGGCCUUCCGUCGUCAGCGCAGAAUGCCGGCCUUCAUGUCUGACACAGACGCGGAGGGGAUGAAAUAAUCCCCAAUCCUAAUGCCAAACAUCUUUAACUUUUACAAUACAAAACUAAGUGAUUGUCAAUAAAGACUGAUUUGUAUUUACAGCACGCA